CAGGCGGCGCCGUCCCCCAGUGAGCAGCACGUGGGAUCAGACUCCGGGUGCGCCAUGUCUCCGCCGGACCUCUCCAUCCAGCUCGCCCAGAGACUGGCCGCCAAUGAAAAGAAAACCCGGGACCGCGCCGUCCGCAGACUACGGGGAUACCUGAGCGCCCGGAGCGGUGGUUUUACCGAGGAUGAGUUUUCCAAGAUUUGGAAGGGUCUCUUCUAUUGUAUGUGGAUGCAGGAUAAGCCACUACUUCAGGAGGAAUUGGCUCACACGAUCUCUCAGUUGAUACACACUCUGCAUACCAGGCAGUCACAGCAGCUUUUUCUGAGGUCCUUCUGGCAGACUCUGAAUCGUGAAUGGAAUGGGAUUGAUCGCCUGCGCCUUGAUAAGUUCUAUACGCUAACUCGUCUGGUGCUCCGUCAGUCUGUGGAGUUAGUACGGAAGGCGCAGUGGGAGGAGAGUAUUGUUGGUGAAUUUCUGUCAUUGUUGGCACAAGAAGUACUGCAAGGAACGGCUACUCGCGGCGUCCAGCUCCAUCUUAUAGACAUUUACUUGGACGAGUUAGCCCGGGUUGGGGCAACAGAGCUCCCAGCUGACCUGAAUCUCACACUGAUUGAACCAUUCUGCAAGAUGGCCGCCGAAACCAAAGAUUCCAUCCUCCUGCAGGCCGUCAUGAGUGGGAUUUUUCAGACUAUUUUGGACCAAGCCCCGUUUGCUAUUGAAGACUUAAUGAAGGAAGUUAAGGAAACCUCCGCUGAGCUGCUUAGGGAACUUUCCAAAUCUGGUCAGAAUUCAGUAGACGACACAGAGGAUAUUGGGCCUGUUCUGCAGUUUGAUUACAUUGCCUUGGCAGACAGACUUUUUGCCCUGGCGAGUAAGACUUGCACCCCUGCGCACAAUCGCAAGAGGCUGUACCGAUUUGUCAAACAGUUUCGUGAUCUGGCUGAAGGCGUUUUCCCACAAGACGACUUUCCUGAGGAGGUUUCUACCGAUGAAGAUGAUGAUGAAUAUAGUAGCUGGAGAUUCCGCAGGAGACAGAAAAGGAUACAGGCCCGGGAGGGCCAAGUUCUGGAUCCCAGUGAGGACGGGGCUGAGAACACAAAGAGGAAACGUCAGAAAGACAUUUCAAACUCCACAGAAUCUGUGAGCCCUCCUCCAAAGAAGAAAAAACGUAAGCAAAGAAAGGUGGAGGAACCCUCACAUCCAGAAAUGAAUGGGGAUGCCAUCAAGGACACCAUAACCACAGCAACGGAACUGCCCCAGGCGUCAGAAUCCCACACCUGCUUCUCUAUGGCUGAGAGAGUUAAACUGAAGAAAAGGAGGCGAAGGGGUCUCAUCACAUUAGGGCUAAGUGCGCUCUCCUCCCGGGCAGGUCUACUGACAAGGAGGAGGUGGGUCCUCCAACAGCGGGGGCGGAGCCGGAGAGCACUUCUUAUAGCUUCUGAUAUGAAGACUUUGGAAGUCCCAGUGAUGCAACAGAAAAUGCUGGGCGCUGCCGUGAGUAAUCAGAAGAUUGGGGGCGCUGCCGUGAGUAAUCAGAAGAUUGGGGGCGCUGCCGUGAGUACUCAGAAGACUGGGGGCGCUGCCGUGAGUACUCAGAAGACUGGGGGCGCUGCCGUGAGUACUCAGAAGACUGGGGGCGCUGCCGUGACUACUCAGAAGACUGGGGGCGCUGCCGUGACUACUCAGAAGACUGGGGGCGCUGCCGUGACUACUCAGAAGACUGGGGGCGCUGCCGUGACUACUCAGAAGACUGGGGGCGCUGCCGUGACUACUCAGAAGACUGGGGGCGCUGCCGUGACUACUCAGAAGACUGGGGGCGCUGCCGUGACUACUCAGAAGACUGGGGGCGCUGCCGGGAGUACUCAGAAGACUGGGGGCGCUGCCGUGACUACUCAGAAGACUGGGGGCGCUGUGAUGCAAAAGAAUAAACGGGUGAAUAAACAGACGGCCGCAAGCACUGAGACAACACCAGUAAAUCUGCAUAAAGCGAAGGGUGCUGAGAUGCCCAAAAAGAAGGCAAGGGCUGCUAAAACCCAACCAGGAACUACUCCCUGUGAAGAUUUUGUGUCUUUCUGUAGCACGGAUGCUCCAAAACCUGUAUUUGUGAAAACUGCAAAGAGCAAGGGACGGCAGGUUCGCAUUAAGAUUAAUAGCCAAUCGAAGAAGGUGACUUUCAGUCUGAAUAAGAACAUGACAGCUGAGUUUAAACGUACAGAUCGCAGCCUGUUAGUCAGUCCUACUGGAACAGCUCGAGUACCCUUUAACCCUGAACAGAAACCACAGCAUGGCGUCCUGAAAACACCCAUUAAAAGUCCUGUAACGAGGCCCCGAGCCAAGGAUUUCUUCUGAAUACCCAGAGGGUGGAAAGUGUGUGGACGGCAGAGCGUUCCAUCGAUCCCUGAUCCACAAAGACUAUGUGACCACCAUGACCAGUGUCGCAGCGCAGGUGGGGGUAUAUGGACCCGACUUUUGGGAAGGAGGAGUUAAGGAUCUGGCUGCUGGGGUGGGGACAUAGUUUUUAUGUGCGGUGAAAUGCAAUAAACUGUAUUGCUUGGUCAAGGAGUCUCCUGUUCAAUUCGCAAUUUGAGUGAGUGCUUUCAUUUUUUAUUUUUUUUUAUUUGUAACCCAAUAUUUGCUCUCGUUACCAUACUCAACUUUUAGAACUGUACAGCUUACAAUCUAAUCGCCCCUUAUUGCAUUUAAGAGGACGGUCACUUCUCUGAGAUUUACACCACAGAACAAAGCAUCGAAAAUAAACGAUAA
Molecule: messenger RNA, 2760 nt
Organism: Pelobates fuscus (common spadefoot toad)
Lineage: Eukaryota; Metazoa; Chordata; Amphibia; Anura; Pelobatidae
Product: ribosomal RNA processing protein 1 homolog A-like
Exons: 16
Coding region: 55-2346 (763 amino acids)
Biological process (GO): rRNA processing
Cellular component (GO): nucleus; preribosome, small subunit precursor
Source: RefSeq, a predicted model, not a curated record